AUGGUGGUCACACGGAUCUCACGUAAAAUUAUUGUAAAUGAUUUAAAAAUAAAAUUAAGCAAAAUACCCAAUGACCGAUGUGAUAAUGGCAAUAAUAUUAAUGAUUAUAAUAUUAUGACGUAUAAAGGCUCGUCCACACUAUGCCAUAUGGCUUUGCCAAAUGGCAUUGCCAAGGGUGAUGUGGACUUUUUGUUGGCACAGGCCAUUUGGCAAAGUUUUGCCAACUGGCAUGCCAAGCCGUAUCCGUCGACUGUCGGUCAGGAUCAAAGAAAGCCAAAUGGCAAAAUGAAUAUAUGGCAUAUAUCGGCAUAG
Messenger RNA from Macrosiphum euphorbiae (potato aphid), 312 nucleotides. Lineage: Eukaryota; Metazoa; Arthropoda; Insecta; Hemiptera; Aphididae. The record is from the annotation of a GenBank genome assembly.